This is a messenger RNA of Linnemannia hyalina, 1419 nucleotides long. The record is from the annotation of a GenBank genome assembly. Lineage: Eukaryota; Fungi; Mortierellomycota; Mortierellomycetes; Mortierellales; Mortierellaceae.
AUGACUCUCCCAUCCUAUGACGACUCAAACCUUCCCACAACAACCAUGGCCGAGGAAGUGAACGCCGUCAAUGCCGCUAUCGUCGCCGCCGUGGCUGCAGGGGAUAGCACCGCUUCAUUUACCACACAGCACCACCUCGAUGCCCUCCGUAUCGACAGCCUCGAGGCCAUCGAGAGCCUCGUCUCGGCCAGCGCACGACUCAAGCGGGCCGCCGAGGACGACGAGGACGCUAUCGAGGACAGCGUCAAGCUCCGCAAGCUUCAGGAAGAUCUCAACAACAACACCAAUGCAGCUGCGCAGGCUAGCGGUAUCAUCUCCAACAACAGCAGCCUCAAUACAAGCACCCACAACAGCCCGAGUCACACGACCUCUGUCGAAGUCCAGAUCUCUACUGUUGAUUCAGAUGAUACCAACAUGGAUACGCCCCUGGCAGAAGAGGCCACCCCCAUAGUUGCCGAGACGACCAUUGCAGAAUCCACCUCCGUUGUCGCCAAGGAUACCACUACAACCGACGCCGCUGCUCGUGUCAGCCCUACAAUCCACGAAGCCAUCACCGCAGCAGCCAAGACGAAUCACCUGAGUGCCACAUUCCACUCGAGUAUCAUGGCCGACCUGGAGCGGAUCCAUCAGGUGGCCAAGAUGGACCCGGCACAGAUGGCUUCCUUCUCAACCAAUCCCAACAACCAAGCAACCCUGGAGCAGCUAACAUCGAGUGCACUGGCUAGUGCCCUGGCACAGUCGCCCUUGACCGUCAGCACUCUUCACAACAACCUGCAGCUUCAACAGCCAACACCCCAACCAGAGACCACCCCCACUACCCAACAGCAACAGGACGCUGCUGUCCAAGGCAUCAUCGCCUCGAUCCCCGUGCCAGCAGCUGCUGCAGACGUCGCCACUGCGGACCCCGACGCUGGAAACGACUCUGCAUCCUCUCAGGACGAAGACGAGACAUUGAGCGGCAAGCGGACGAGCAGUCGCAACAUGACGAAUGACGAGAGGCGGCAACGUCGACUGUUGAGGAACCGAGUGGCGGCCAAGGAGUGUCGUAAGAAGAAGAAAGCCUACGUCGGCGAGUUGCAGGAUACAUGCGCACGAUUGCAGGAGGAGAACGCUAGACUGCUGCGGGAGAACGAGGAGUUGAAUGCCAAGAUCACUCUGGGCGCGAUGCGUAUUGACGAGAAUGUCCGGUUGAUCAAGGAGGUCGAGGAGCUGAACGCCAAGUUGACUCUGGGCGUGAUGACUGCUGGUGCUGCCGCCCAUGCCCAUGCUCAUGUCCACGAGCAUGACCACGUUCAAGACCCUGUCGCCGAAGAAUCACCCAAGGAGGAUCAUCCUGCUGUUGUUGAUGCCGCGGAUGAAACCCAACAACCGCAAGCGGGAGCGCAAGAGGUGGAAGCCAUCGCUACCGAGGCCGUCUAA